Diospyros lotus (date-plum) is the source of this 1092-nucleotide messenger RNA. RefSeq lists its product as uncharacterized. Lineage: Eukaryota; Viridiplantae; Streptophyta; Magnoliopsida; Ericales; Ebenaceae. The record is from RefSeq and is a predicted model, not a curated record. The transcript has a single exon. Bases 122 to 757 code for a protein of 211 amino acids.
UAUAUAUAUAUAUAUCUAUCUAUCUCUUCCUUAAGUGCGCUGCGUCCCCUCCCCCUCUCGAGAUAUUAGAAUUUGCUUUUGGCCGAUGUAUUUGUAAUUCGAUCGGCGCCGCUUUCACCAGAUGGAGACAAACGGAAACAUCGGCUUCCGCCACCGUCAAUCACCUUCUUCCGAUCGAUUCCUUGAUGUCUUCUCUCCGCCGACAUCCGAGUUCGCUGCCGGCGACGAGUUGAACGAAGCCGAAGUGUUCUGGACCGGCGAUUUCGCCGAUCCUAACCGGCGGACGGUCGGGGACGGAAGCAAUCAGAAAAGCCAGCGGCAGUCCUUCCGGAGGCCGGGGAAUUCCGGCAUCCUCGCUGCAUUGGCGGAAGAUAGCGGGAAGGCUGACCAUCCGCUUAUAUAUCGGAAGCCUUCUGCAACGUCGUAUCCGCGGUUGCUUCCGGCUAUCCCGAAGCCGCCGGUGGAGAGAGAAUACUCUCAGUCUGUACCGUCUCGGAAGCUUCUCCAAUCGGCUCCGGUCAGCGUUCCAGUGGCGGCGAGUAAGAUUAGGAAGGCUGAGCUCCCCGAGGUGGACUUCGACGACGACGACGACGACGACGACGAGAUGUUGCCGCCGCACGAGAUCGUUGCGAGAGGGUCGACGAACUCACCGAAGACGACGUUUUCGGUCCUUGAAGGAGUUGGUAGGACGCUGAAGGGUAGAGAUCUCCGUCAGGUUCGCAACGCCGUGUGGCGCAAAACAGGUUUUCUUGACUGAUAACUUGACCCCUCUUCUGAUAGUUUUGGUUCUGGACUGAAAAAGUUGUUUUUUGCUGGCUUUCAGUCUACAUAUAUAGUGAGCAUAUACAGGUUUUUUGUUUAACUUGAACAGGAAUGUUGAAGUUAGAAGUAUUAUAGAAUUUUGCAGGGGAUAUGUAAUAGUUGUAUCAGUUUUGGAUACCUUGGAGUCUAGGACAGUGGAUCCUAUAGCGGUGGCCUGUGGAUGAUAUAAGCCAGGUUAUGAAUUAGGUAAGAAUUUGAAGUGAUGGGAUGGAGGGAUGGAUAAUUGUGCUCGAAAGAAAAAUAUUAAUGAAUAAUUUGCUGUUAUUUUGA